CGGCUUGCCAGUAGGGCCUUUGGCUACAUGCCUAAACAUAGAUUUUAAAUGAAACGAUUUAUGAAAAUUUCUUAGGGACUUCGAAUUUCUUAAGAUAGAGUUUAGAGACUGACCAACAAAAAAAAAACAAAAAACAAACACAUUUGUCUUGGAACAGAAAAUAUAGAAAUGGAAAAAUUAUGAACUUGUGAAUCAAUGAUAACAAAAAAAACCAACAAAUAAACUAUGAUAUUGAUAAUAUAAACCUAAUAAUUAAAAUAAAUUCAAACGAAAAAGGUAGGAGGUGUUUUUACCAUUAUUUUAAUUUAAAAGACUGAGUAGGUUUACUUACUUGACUUAACUGAUAAUUUAAACUGAAAAUAUAAAAAUAAAAUGUUACACUUACUUACACUGACCUUGUCUUGUUUUGUAGUAGUAGUUUAGUCCUAGCCUUGUAGUUCUAAGUUGUAGGCCCUACUUAUGUUACUUAGACCUAUUCUAGUUAUACUUAUUUUAUUGAAACUAAUUAUUAGUUUGUUACUUAUAAUAUAGCCCAUCAUGGCCAUAAUGCCCAGCCAUGCCAUGCUUAAAAGUUAAUACUAAUACUAAUACUAAUAGUAAUGCCUAUGCCUACUUAAAACUUAAAAUGAAUACUAACUCUCCUGGGUAUUUUAAGUAAUCUCCUCAAACUCACACAAAUCAAUACUCUUUAUUUUAAAAUUUAUUAUGCAUAACUAUUUACACAAAAAAAUCUUGGGUCUUUUGACCAUUGAAUCAUAUUCAUGAUAUUAUUAUUAUUAGUUUAGGACAACCCUAUUGGACUAUUUUAAAAUCAGCUUUUGAACCUUUUAAAUUAUAACCUAAAAUAAUAAGUUAUUAAUAAGUAAAACCCUGUUGUUGUGUAGGUCUGAAGCAACAGAAAUUACUUAACAAUAAUAAUACCUUGGCCUUUUAAAAGUUAUUUAUAAUCUUUUCAUUACUCCACAGUUGCAUACAGAUACUAUGGAUUGAUGUAACCAGAGUUUAACAAAGUUAUCAAAGACGUCAAAGGCCCAUGACUUGACUCAAAAAUGGCUAAAGUUCUUUUUGUUUUAACUGUGCCUGCAGAAACUGAAGACAAAGAUGUCGUCAAAUCUGUGGAUAGAAAUGGAGAGCAAGAAUCGAAAAAUAAAAUUGUGACUAGUGGGGAAUCGCUUGAAUUAACAGGUGUGCUAACUAUUAUUUUAAAAAAUCGAUUAGGCUUUGUAAUUUAAUUUAAUGCUGAUGCAUGUAGAUUAAAGUGGUCCAUAACUAUUUCAAGAUGACAGCCAAAUAUUUCAAGAUGACUGAAAUGAUGGCAUGUGUAGGCCUAAGGGCCAUCCAUUAAUGACAUCACACUAUUUUGACAUAUUUUUACGAAUCGUAAAAUAUCUGUCCCUAAAUUUUCAUAACACAUCUCCUAAAAAUUGUGAUCCCCGCCAAUGUUCCCUCUAAGGUUUGCUGGUUCGUGUGCAAAAUCAUGCAGUUGUGUGGAAAGUUUUACAGCGUAAAUUUUUGUGUGUGUAAAAUUUUACAGCCCACAAACAAAAACACACACUGACAUGGAAACUUGCUGCGCGGAUACUCAAAACUGCUGCGCGGCAUCUGUGAGUUAGCUGCGCAGCCGUGCAGCUUAAAGGGAACAUUGAUCCCAACCCCCAUAGGUUUAUGAAGUUAUUUAAGGAUAGCCUGUAAUUGAUAUAAUAUUUGGUUGAAGAUUUUUAUUUAUCUUGUUUUGAAUUUUAUUCCAGCUGAUAAUACCUCAGAGAAAAGAUUAAAUGCAAGUAGUGGUUGGAAUUUUGAUGAUACACUAAAACAAGCUGAUGAUUCAGAACAAGACCAGGGAAAGAAACAUAAUACGGAUGCAGAUGGAGUUAUUGAUUUGAAAAAAGUAAAUAGAAAGAAAAGCUUAGAAGAACAAAAAGCUGAUGGGCUAAAAUUAUCAGAAUCAGCUAAAAAUAUCACAGACAUUCAGAACAAUGCACCUGAAGAAAAAGAUGCAGUUGACAGUGCUGGCAGCAAUAAUAAUAGAAAAAAUUCACUGGAUCUUCUAACAGAUGAAGAAAAGUCUAAUCUAAUACAAUUCCUUACACCUGAACUUACUCUUCUUGAGGUAAGCUUAUGUUCUACAAUUGUUGCAUUUUCUUACAUUUAUUCCAAAGAUAUUCAGGUUAAAACAAAGUUCCUCAGUUUCUGUUUCUAAAAAAAAGUGAAUGAUAAUAAUAAAUGCGAUUUUUAUAAUUUUAAUUUAAUAAGAUAGAGAUAGUUAAUGUUAAUUUUAUAAAAAAUACAGUUAAUGUUAAUUUUAUAAAAAAUACUACGUUUUAUAAAAAUAUAUUUUGAUAUCAGGAUAUCUUUUUUUUAUGUUAGAGAUGAAAAUCUUGCUUAUUUGUGUAUAGUAAGGAUAUGCUUAAAAAGACACUGUCCUCACUCUUUUAACAGCAAGUGAAAGAUGUCUUAGAAUAUAGUAAUGUCUCAGGCGUUAAUUGGAAUUCAACUGAUGAUGAAAUGCAUAUUGUAAGUAAACAUUUCAUGAUGAAAUAAUGUUAACUUGCUUAAUUAAACUUGAAGACUUUGAAAAAAAACCAACUCAAACUAGAGAUUUAAAAAGAAAAAUUCUACUGUAACAGACUUUUAAAUUUACACAUAAAACCUUUAUCCUGUAGAACUGGAACAAGGAAACAACUAAGAGAUUAUUUUAUCAUCAUAUAUUUUAACUGUAAUAAAGCAGUGUGUAAUACUUCUAUUAUGUAUCAGGGCAUGUUCAUUACUGACGAUGGUGAAAGGUGUGAGGAAAUAUUACAGCGGCUUACACUGCUUAAAAUUUCUAUCAGGUAGGCUACAUUUGUACUUAAACUACUUUUCAUUAUCCAUUUCUCUUUUGAGGUCAGAAAUAAAUAAAGAGUGCAUUUGCUGAAUGUUUAGUAGCAUUACAAAUCACUUUUUGGGAAAAUGUUGCAUAUUCUCAUUCGUCAAGAUAUUUCAGACUAUUUUUUAUAUUUCAAUUGACAGUGUUUUUCCAGCUUCAAUAAGUAUAGCAAGUUUAACCAAGAAAGAUGAGGCAGAGCAAGUGAAACAAAGGCUUGAAAAGUAAGUUUUUUUUAAUGGAAAUUUUAAUAAUUUUGAUGUAAAUGAUUAAAUGUUUUUUUUAAUGUAAAUCAAAAGUUUUAAACUUAUUUGUAGAUAAAAGGUUGUGUCAAUAUUUGAGGAUAAAUGAUAAAAAUCACAUAUUUUUGAGAGGGGACAUUUUACUUACAAUUUUUAAGAUCAUCCAAUGUACGAGAGUACCUAUAAUAUAAUUCCUUUAAUCUCAUAAAGCUUAGCUUAUCUGUUGGCUUACCUGUUGUGAGGGACAAUAUUUUUCUCUAUGCUGGUUUGGUAUGUCCAAAAGUUUUAGUUACCAGUAUUAGCUUCUGUAUCCUCAAAUAAAUGUUGAUAACAGCUGCUAUGGCAACUGAAGAUUAUUUUUGUGUGUGAAAUAAGUUAUAGUUUCUGUAUCUCUUUUUGUUUUGUUUUUGUAUCUCUUUUUCUUGAUGGGUGUAACAUAAAUUUAUAAAUUCAGCCUAAAAUAUCUAACCUUGACUGUACCGGUAGUGGGCAUUCAAGAAAAUCUGUUCCAUAACUAUUUACACAAAUAUAUUUUCAGAGAGGACAAACUGGCCCAGAAAGUCAGUGAAUUUAAGAAGUCUAUCAAGUCCAGACUAGUGGUUGCUCAGGUAGCUAAAUUUAAUCAAACUUAAAAAACUUCACUUCAGUAUUGUACUCCAAAUGUGGCUUGAGUGAAUAUGUAUGUAUUUAAAUUGUACAAUUUAUCAAGUUAAUUUUAUGAGAGCUCAAUAAGCUGUAACUUAAGUUCAUUUAAUUUUUUUUCACAUUUUUUAAAUAUACAUUUUGUGUCAUUAGGUCAGCCACUCUUUUGGCCUAUAGACUCAGCCAAGUGUCAGUACUCAAUUUUAUAUUAAUAGUAAGGAUUACUUUAGACAAUUUAUUAUUAUUAGAGAUGUCUCUAAAGCUUUAUUUCAUUUUCUUUCCAGGUUGUUGACUCGGUGAAAAGUGAUGCCCUUUUUACAUUCGAUUUCCUCAUGUUAGUUAUGCUUGCCAGGUCAGUUUAUAUUUUGAUGCUUUGAUGAUCAUGAAACAGUUUAAUCAAUAUAUUGCAAUGAGAAAUUUUUAAAGUAUAUUACAGCGAUAAUUUUAAAAAGUGGACUGGGUGUGAUGAAAAAAAAAUAGUUUGCAAUUUUCAUUAAAAAUUCUCAUGAUCCCCAUUUUUUUUUUCUGCUUGUUCUUGUGAGCUUUCACUUUGCUUAUUCUUAGAUUUCUGCAUGGGGCUGAAGAUUUAAUAUUUUUAUUAUAUCAGUGUGAUUAGUAAAAAUGCAGUGGACAACAAAAAAUUGAAAAGAUAUAAAGGAAAAAAAUAGAGAAGUAGAAAUGAGUCAAUCAAUAAUCUAGUAGAAAUUAUUCAUCACCAUUUUUGUAUUUGAAUUAAAACUUUUAAAAGUACAAAAAUAAUAUUUGAAAGUACUAUAAAUAAUAUUUAAAAGAAAAAGAAUUAAAAUUCUUAAGAAAAAUUAUUUAUAAUUCACUGGUUAUCUGAUAAUGUCAGCAAUAUUAAAUGCCAAUAAUAUUAAAUGAAUGGCAUAACUUAGUUUGCUCCCCUAAAUUUUCUAAGGUGGCAUGCACAAGUGUUAAUUGAAUGAAUUAUUUGCUUAAUAUUUAUUGGAUAUUUUUAAUAGCAAAUCAAUUUUACUAAUACAAUUUACUCUAAAUGAUCCACACCACAUACUUAAUCACAAUAAUUUUAAAUCAACUUUUAUUUAAUCCUAACUUUAUUGAAACUUUGGGGUAAUUGAAGACUCGUCUUCUAAAAAAAAAAAAAAGAAAUAUACCUACACAUGACAUAAAAAAAUGUAUUUCACAAAAGUUUCAUCUAGAAUCAUUUUCAUUAGGAGUAAUUAAGUUGAUGACCUAUGGUCCUUACUUUGGCUGUUUUCAACUUUUUUUUAUCUUACGGUGAAAUGGGAGUUUUUAUAAUUUUCUCCAUAUACAUUAAUUAUAUUAUAGAAAACAAUGAGAAAAAGUAAUUAACAUAAAGCCAUGUGUGAAAUUAGUGGUAUGUGAAAUUGGGUAACACAUUUUGUGACUCCAUUGAUUGGCUGUACUUACACCAGCGCCCCUGGUGGAUGGGACUUAUUAACCUUGGAUGGCAACUUAUCUAAGAGAAGGCAAACUCUGAAAUCAAACCCGGAGAUUGAGUCCUGUAUUCGAUAUGCCAUUGACACAUUAAGAAUUCCAACAACCCCCUGCAGCGUGAAAUGCAUAAAGAGCACAGUAAGACAGAAGAAAACUGCUGGUCAUCUAAUGCAUCCUGAUCAAUUUGCAGUCAUCUUGACUAAGUCUUGCCAUUGGAUCAAAUAGGCAAGAAUGUGAAAGUGAGGCUGAUGAAUUGAGCAACUCUUCCUUACUUUAAAAAAUAUUCAGCUCAAGCCUUGGUCAUCUUCACGUGAAUUUUAAAGUAAAAUAACUUUCUUUGGUACCCUUUUCAUCUGCUGGGGUAUUAUUUUAUGGGAUCAACUUCUGAGAGGGUACACCCUUUUCAGGCUUUUCCCUGUCAAUACUAUGGGGUUCAGCUUAUCAACAAGUAUAUAUGAUAUAUUAAAUAAUAUGGUUUAUAUUAUUUCUUAAUAAUUGUUAGGUACUAGUUCCCCAUAGAUAUUUUUAUCCUUUGAUUUUUAAAAAUUUUUAUCCAAAUCCUACAACACAGUUGUGAACCUUGGUGACACACCAUCAUGUUGCAAGUCAUGGUUUGAACACCACUGUUUAGUAUUUGACUUAUUGAUCUUUAGAGAAAAAUGUAAUUUGCUACAGAAAUAUUUAUCUGAAUAUCUUUUAAACAAAAAAAAAGUUAAUCCCAAAUAUUUUGAAAAUAAGUUGUCAACUUCACUAAUUUUCUAGUAUGGUUGCUGUAAUGGGCCUUUUGGAAGCAAGUUCAGUGGCACUUGUUGCAAGUAUGCUUGUUUCCCCUUUAAUGGUAAGGUUGCCAGGUUGUUGAUGUAUGCUUUGUGUAAAACUCCUCAUAAUAGUGCAAAUGCUUUUGAAGAACUAGUAUUCUUUUCUUUAUACCAUAAUUUAUUGUUAAUUCUUUCUUUUUAUUUUAUUUGAUAGUAUAUUCACUUAAUAAUAUACAUUUUCAUUUAGCCAAAGUCUUUUCACUCAUUUCAUAAUGUUUCAUAAUGUAUAAUUUUAAUGUGAUUUUAAGAUGUGCACCAUUAUUGAAUCAUAGAUUUUUAAAAGGAUGGCCUGUCAAUAUAUAUGCUUUUUAUAAAAUAAUUAGGGGUUUGGCAUAUUUUGAGCUUGUUUGUAUAUAUAUUUAUUAAUUUAAGCAUGAACAUAAAACAAAAUGUUGCUGGUUCUAGUUUCUAAUUUAAUUUUAGUUAAGUUGGUCAUGAUUCAUAACAUCAUAACAGCAAUGCGUAAAUAACAUUUUUUAAAAAUGCCUGUAACAAAUGAUGGCAGGUUUGAAGAAAAAAAUUGUGAAAGCUAAUCUAAAUUUUUUCUGAUCUUAUUAAAGCAUAUUUGAAUUUAAUUUGGAUCAGCUACUUCCUCCUUAUUAGCCAUAUUUAACAUAAAGGAAUUUUCCCCUUUUUAAUUGAAUCAUCUGAACAGGGUCCUAUAAUAGCUGGAGUGUUCGGUACUGUGAUUCAAAACAUGGACCUUCUUAAGGUUGGCUUCAGAUCUGAAAUCAAGGGUCUUUGCCUUUGUAUCAUAAUGGGUGUGUAUCAUUGUUGUCAUACAACUAUCAAAUAGCUAUUAGAGUAAAGUGACAAAACUAUAUUUUGAUAGUACUGUUAUAAAAUUAUGAAAACGAAGUUUACCUCUAACACUAAACAUUAACAGACAGCAGUUAAAAUUUAAUAAAUAGGUCCUCUGAAAUUCAAAUCGAAAUGAAAAAUAUAUAAUCCUUGAAAAUCACUGAUAUGACAAAAAACUUCUUUCAGGCUUUGUGUCUGGAUUUAUCCCGGCCAUACUGGAAACUGUUGGAGCAAAAUGGAGAGCAACUAACAGCUGGCCAACUAUAGAAAUGUCAACCAGGUGAGAGCAUCUCAAAACUUACAACAGCAGUGGUUUUAAAACUGAAUUCACAGGAUGGAUAAUAAUAUGUGUUCUGGACUAAUAAAGGAAUUUUAAAAAUUAUACCCGAGACUUAACAGAGAUUCAAGUAUAGUUAAUCUGAAAGUGAAAGGUAGAAAAAUAUUAAUUUUGUUACUUCAGAUUAAGAACCAGGUACCGGUGUUAUUUUGUAUUAAGAACAAAGUACCACAUCAUUAAAGAUUAAAAACUGUUAUUUUAGCAACACUCAUUUUUGAACUUAUGAUGAGAUCAUGCAUUAUUAGAGAAAAUAUAAAUAUACUAAAUAUUGUUUUUAUAAAUGAAAAGUUAGCAAAUGAGCUGAUUUGCAGGAAACUAGUGGAUCUAAAAUCCAUGGACUAAUUUUGGUUAAUAGUGUAAUGUGUCUUUAAUUCAAUAGUAAACUUAGUAAAAAGAAUAUUUUUCAUUUUACAGUGAAUUUAAUUUGACCACUUCCUUGUAUGCUUCAGUUUAUCAUUUUUAAAACUAUCAGCUACAUGAUAAAUUUAAAUAAUUUAUUUUCAUUUCUCUGAUUGCAGAGGUUCUCUUAGGUCUCUUCUUGUGGGUGUUCUCAUAGCAAUCCCUUCUGGUGCAGGUGUUGCAUUGUCUAUCCUAGGGGGCAAAGUUGGCUCUCUUGUUGGUGUUGCCAUAUCAGCCUCACUCCUGCCACCUGCUGUCAAUGCUGUAAUUAUUCAUUUUAUUGUUAGUGUACAAAAAACAAAACAAAAAAGGAACAAACAACUCUAGUAAUAAAAAGGUUGAGGUUUAAAUUUUUUUUCAAAAUUGAUGAACAUUUUAUUUUAGAAAAAUGCUUAAAUUUGAUUCCCAUCAUGUUUUAUGUAAUGUAUACUUUAUGAUGCUUUUUUAACUAUGAGUUUGGUAUUGAUGCAUUGUACCUAAUGAAUGCUUUUUAUCUAUGCAUAAUAAUGUUAAAUAUUAUGUUUCAUGUUGAUUAAUCAUUUUUUUUUUUUACAAAAGUCAAUUGAAAUUUAUGACAUUUGCAGGGGUUGCUCUGGGCAAAUGCUCUGGUUGUAACAUUCCGACCACCACUCAUAAACUAUGUAAGUGUUCAAUAUUUAAAAAGAAAAAAAUAUCUCAUAAUUCUUUUAUACUUUUUAUUUUUAUUAAGAUGCACAUACAAUAUUUAGCAAAUAAUAUAAUUAUUUUUGUCUUUGUCAGAGUAGCAUUGCAAAUUCCAGUGAUAAUGGCACAACAGUCUCACAACCAGAAUACAAAGGUCAUCUCAAAUGUCCAGCAUUCAAAGACAAUGAGUUUGUCCCUGAGUACUUCUGUGACAUGGCCAGAGAAAGUGUAGUACUUGGUGUGGUCAGCCUACUGCUCACCAUUCUCAACAUUGUUUGUAUCAUCAUCAUGGGAAUUGUGGUCUUAAAGGUAAACAAAUUAAAACUUUUGUAACCAUUUAUGAGGCUAAGGAUGGCUGUCAGUGGUUUAAAAAAGAAACAGCUAAGUUAAUGAAUACCACACAAAAAAAAAUAAAAAAUAACUUGCAACAAAAAUCAUGGAAAUAUUGUUGCUGCCCACAGGAUGCAUUGUUUUUUUACAGGUUUUUAUUGUUUCCCAAAUAACUAUUUUGUUUCUCUCAGAUAAAGGAAGUUGCACCCAUUCAUUCAGGACCUGCAGCAGAAAACCAGUUUUUUGGGGAGGACAUUAAGGUUUGUUAAAUCACAUUUUUUUUUAUCAAUCGUCAAAAUUUAAAAAUAGUAAGACAGAAGAGUCCUUACAAGUUUCGAUGUCAUAACUUAUUUCUCAUUAAUUAAGCUUUAAAAAAAAACUUUACUUGAAGCAUAUUUAAUUUUGAAUUAAGCUAAGACCUCAUCAUUGUGUCUUUUCUAUAAAAAGAAUUGAACUCAUUGUAAUUAUAUUUUAUACAGAUUGCCAGAGAGUCUAAUACAACCAACAAAGGUCAAACCUCUGCUAUUUUAGGCAAAAAGUUCCUUCAAGAAUACAGGGUAAAUAUGUUUGAUAUUUAGAAAUAUUUGUUUUGGGUGUCAUUUGAUCUUUUCAAAGCAGAGCCUUCACUGAAUAUGUUUUAUUUAAAUGUGCUUAGCGCUUAAAAAUUUACCACUUAAGUGCUUUGUGAUCUCAUCAAGUAUGGUCAUUAGGAAAUGGUAUCAAUAUAAAUUGGUAUGAUAUUAAAUUACAAAAAAAGCAUAUAUAUAAGUUUAGAAGCUUAAACUAAAGGGGAUAAAAACGCUCAUGUAAUGUUGCUUUUCAAUCCAGAAAGUGAAAAAUGAACUCGGUGUUGAAAUUGACUCUAACCAAGAUGAGGAGGAGCUGCAUCAGAUUGUUGAGGUAAGAUACUAAGGGGUAAGAUACUAAUGAGUAAAAUACUGGGUACUAAUCUUAUGAUGGGUUGUUCAUACUUAUGGGUAUGAUAUUAAGAUGGGUAAGAUACUAUUGGGAGGACCUUGGUGAUGGGACUGAUACUUAUGAUGGUAAUGAAUAGGAUAAUAAGGUAUGGGAUACUCAUAAGGCAAGAUACUGUUGGAUAUAAGACAUUUAAAAUUAGGAUGAAAUAAAUAGCUUUUAUUUGGGUUUUUUUCAUUUUAAAAAACAUAUUUUCGUUAUAAAAACAGGAAGUGGAAGAGAGUCAAUCAGUGAAGGAAAUAGCUGACUUGAUGCCACACAAGCCAAAAAGAUGGGUGAGUUGUUUUUUUCUCUCCAUAUCAAUAUAUCUAAUUUGAAUGAAAGAAAAAUCAUGAUUUAUUUAUUUAAAGACUUUAAGAGAAAAUUUUUGUUUUUAAUGAUUAUCUUCAUUUCACGGGUAAAAAAAUUAGUAAACAACAUCUUGAUUUUAUUUUACUUCAUAUUUCUAAUAUCUCAUAAAUUGCCAUAUCUUGCCAGUAAGAUUCCGUUCAGCAUCAGUUCCUUGUAAUAAUUAUCUAUUCUGUGAUUAUUGAUUUUUUUCUGGACCGGACUGGUUUAAAUUAAAAUUACGUUAGAUCAAAAAUAAUUAACUGUGGCGAUGGUGUAAUAAUUAACUUAAAAUUAAUAAUCCGAAAGUGUGGUUUUGAUAAAUAACAACUUUGAAAAAUAAAAUAGAGAAAACAUAUAUACCAUUUUAAAAUUUAAUAAUUAUGGAACAUUAGUGGUUACAAAAAUGUCUCACUUGCCUCUUAAAUCUUGACUGCAUACGUGAGUUUUUCAAUGUGGCUUAGCUUCAUCCACCCUGUGAUCUCUGGGAUGCCAAGGAAGUUUUGUUGGGCAGUUUUGUUGGAAAUGGGUCUCUCUGCACUAUUUUCGAUCAUACGCAAGAAAUUAAGUAAUUAUGAUGGGGACCAUGAUUGAAAAAAGGUGGCUGAAAAAUUUAAAGAGAGAUUUAAUAAGACGGCACCAUGUAACACAAUUGUGUCUAUUAUUGUUACAUAUUUUCGCCAUUAUAGAACUGUCUUGUGUCAACAGAAGAGGAAGUCUUAUCGAUAUUUAAAUUUUUUGUUGAUGAGAACCAUGCCUGUUUCUCUAGAACGUGUUGCAUUCGCCCAAAUGAAAACUGCAAGGAACAUCUUUUAAACUGAACAUCAUUGUAGGUUGUUCACCGAUUGUUUAAGACGAUAGGACAUUUUCGUACUGCAUACAGAUAGGACGGAGCCAGAAUGUGACUCAGGAUGAUGUAUUGUGGAAAUUUCUGGUUAUAGUGUACGAGGAUCCAGUUUUUAUAGGAAGUAGUGAUUCUCAGAAGAAAGUCACAUUAAUUAAGAAAGUCUAUCAGAUUUCCCCCUCUGUUGACAAAGUACCUUUCCAGGAUCAUGUUACUAUGUGUCGUCUUUUUAUAUUAUCUCUAUCACAAUUUUUCUACUACAUUUUUUUCGAUUUACAUUUCACUAACGUAUUAGCUAAAAAUAGCGCUCAGCUAUGAAUAACUUUUCCUCUGUGGAGAGACCCAUUUCUUACAACUGUCAAACAUAAAAUUGUUUUCACUUCAAUGGUCACUUUACAGCUGGAGUUGUGCACAGUUGACAAACAAAAGUAAGCAUUCAAGAUGCAGGGAUUACUGCUAGUUUUGGCGCAUGCUGUACAAGCAUAAAUACAUCCUGUUCAUUCUCAUUUAUCCAAUUAAAAGCUGCAACUGUGCUUUCAUGAUUUAGUUCACCCAGAAAUACUUAUCUGUAUUUCGUUUUAAACUUGCAAUUGAUAUUUCCAGUCUCACAAACUUCAACUUAAAAAGGUAAACUGUGUAUCAGAGUUCAGAGGGAAAACUAUACUGACAAACUAGAUUUAACAUUUCAGAUUUUACAGUUAAUAUAGUGAAGUCUUUUAAUUUGCUUGAAAUUUAACCAGAAUGAUAAAUAUUCUUUAACUUUAAAAAAAUUAUUUUAUCAGAUGUUUUAUAGAAUCUCUCAUUAAAUUCAAUAACCAAAUUAAAUUCUUUAAUGAAAUACAUUUUUCUGUAUAGCAAUGUCAUAAGUGUAUAGCACCUAAAAAGUCAUUUACUUAAAAAAUAGUUGUUUUUUCACUUCAACUUUAAAAAUAUUUUCUUCACUUAAUACACCUUAUCAAAAUUACCUACUUUAUGAGCCUUAUGGUGGACAUAACUAACUUCAGAGAGGGGGGGGGGGAUUCCUAAAGCAAUUUUAGUGUUUUUAGUACUUUAAAAAUUUAUUAUUGGCUUUAGAUAUUAUUUUUAUGAUGCCUUAAUGAGCUCUGCAGUCUGCUUUAAAUAAUCCUAAAUAAAAAAUAACAAUAUUUAAUGAUGAGCAAAUUUUAAAAAUACUUUUCUCACCUUUUUAAAAGAUAUUUAAUAGCUGCACUUUUGCUAUGUCUAUCAACAAUAAGAGUUAUCAUACAUUUCAUUCAAAAACCAUUUGUAUAUAAAUGUUUUCAAGUAAUUUCUAAUAUCUUGAAAUUAAUUUAAAUACGCAGUCUUUGGCACACCAAGUAAGUGAGGUGUUGUACCACUUCAUUUUAAAAGCAUCACUGAUUUAUUUAAUAAUAUAAAUUUUAAAAAAAGCACCCCCCCCCCUCCUCCCAACAUCAAAUGUUGUAAAAAAUGUUGUAGCAGAAAUGAUUCAGCUCAAAUAAAGGUUAUCAUUGGAAGAAGUAUUACCCGACUGACUCAUUGCUAUAGUGGAAACAUGUAUAGACAGGGGCUAUGCACAACAAGAACACCAAAGGAGCAAUGGACAGAUGCUUUAUAUUUUGAUAAGACUUGUCCCUAUCAUAAAAUUAGUCAGGACAGACGUUUAGAUUACUUUUUUCAUUGAAAUGUAUUUCAUCUUAAGGGAUAAACCCCUUUAAUUAAAAUGUCCUUAUUCAUAGCUCAUUUAAUUGUUUACAAAUAAAAAUCAGGUUUUUGAUGCGGCUGACCUCAGGUCUAAUUUUUCCUCACGAUUAAUAUUGCACAUAGUUAGACUUAACUACAUGACAGUAUAAAUCUAACACUUUUGUUUCUUGCGAACGUCUCAUAAAAAUUUCUUUUAAAAAAAUAUAUAAUUUAUUACUAAUGAAUUCUUUAGCCUAUUUUUUGUGUGUCUAUACUUCAUUGUAGUGUGAGUACUCUAAGACAAUAAUUUAAAAUGCACAUUAUUCAAUUAUAAUUAAAACAUUUUAGAUGUUAAAUGUAUCAUUUAAUUUUUUUAUUUGAUGCCUCUAAUUCAGUGCAAUUUAGAGCAAUCAAAAGAUGUCUUUAUAAGGGUUUUCUUGUUGCAGUAAUUGAAUAUAAUUUGAGAAUAAAAAGGAAUAUGGACUUAUAGUAAAAAAUUAAGUUGUAACAUUAAGUUGUCAUGUAAAUCUUCAUUCCCAUUAAGGAUUAUCUAUUUUUAUAAUCACAUUUUUCAAGCUAAGGUUUCUUGUUUGUUAAGUAACUAUAACUAAAAGACCAUUACAGUUAGUUUCUGGUUCCUUUAACACAUUUUAUGCUUUCAAAAGUUAUUUAGCUGCCAGAAUGUGAAAUAAUAAAGUGCAGUUUAUCUUUUCUGCAGUCAGUAUACUUGCAUGAUGAUAGCCAAGAUGAAGAAAAGGCUUACAGGACCAUUCAAAUAGGAAGUCUCCCAUACAAUGGUUUUGCUUCCGAGGAUUCAGUUCAAAUGAGAAGGCGACAUGUUUCCCAUGGGGACAAGAGACCAGUGUCUGAGACAAGCGAUUCACAUAUCAACACAUACUUCACCAUUCAUCGUCUUCCAUCACCAAGGUCAACAACAAACCGAUUUCACAUGCCCAAAAGCAUGUUCGUCUCCCCCAAAAUUGGCCGUUUUAAGGUUGACAAAGUUGCAGAGAAAAGCUCAGAGAAAGGAGCAAAAUCUGCACGUUCUCCUGUUCCCAAGAUCAAAAUAGAUCCAUCAGAAAAUGUCCCAUUGGUCUCCUACAUUAAAGAAAUUUAAUUUUUUUUGGUAAACCUUUAAAAAAAAAAAAUGUACAUUUAUCAAUUUAUUUUGAAACUAAAGGUCUUUUGUUAAAAGUCUGGAGAGCUCUAAAUAUUUUCUACUUUCAGUGCAACUUGUUUCUGU
Molecule: messenger RNA, 13586 nt
Organism: Lymnaea stagnalis (great pond snail)
Lineage: Eukaryota; Metazoa; Mollusca; Gastropoda; Lymnaeidae
Source: the annotation of a GenBank genome assembly